Messenger RNA from Penicillium bovifimosum, 909 nucleotides. RefSeq names its product aminoglycoside phosphotransferase family protein. Bases 1 to 909 code for a protein of 302 amino acids. Lineage: Eukaryota; Fungi; Ascomycota; Eurotiomycetes; Eurotiales; Aspergillaceae. The transcript has 2 exons. The record is from RefSeq and is a predicted model, not a curated record.
AUGUCGAACGUGGAUACUUCAAAACCAAGCGUCAACCUAAAAGAUCCAUCCAUUUCUAGUCAGAUGAAGGUCUUCCCGGAGUCCAGCUUCUUCAGGGAGAAGCGAGCCUCUGCACUCCCUACGCCAGCCGAAAUCAGAGCCAUCAACAAGGUGUCAGGCAACGUCUACGCUACAAACUUCAAUCGCCCACCCCCCGUCAUGAUUCCGUCCCUAGGUCUGGCGGUCAAGUACGGAGCCGACGUGACCGUUCUCGAGGCUCUGACUCAAAUGGAAGUACGCGAGCAACUACGAGGCCAGGUGCCUAUCCCUGAGGUCUUUGGCUGGACUGAGGAUGGAGGCCAGAGAUUUAUUUACAUGUCCUUAAUCCAGGGCGAGACCUUACUGGAGAGAUGGAGUGACAUGAAUGAGAAUGAGAGGCAAGCCGUUUGCAGGGAACUCAGGCACAUUGUGAAGACAUGGAGGGCCUUGACCCAAGACAACCAAAACUGUUAUAUCGGCAGCUUCGGUAAGCAACCACUGAAGGAGGUCUUCCUCGAGUCACAUCCAGAACUAGCUGGGCCGUUUGAAGGUGCGAACGCCGUCCAACAGUUCCAGGAUGCUUGCGGAAUCGAAAUCAACAGCGAAAUGCCUGUUGUGUUCACCCAUAACGAUUUUGUCCCACCCAACAUCCUUCUGUCGCCGGGGCCAGAUCCAAAAGUAGCAGCGAUCAUUGAUUGGGGUCAGGCCGGGUGGUAUCCCGCAUACUGGGAGUAUUGCAAGGCUCGACGAGUAAGAGUGGAUCCGGAAUACUUUGAUGAUUCUGUUCAAGAAGAAUGGCACACGAAGUAUCUGGCAAUGAUUCUGGAUGCAGAGGAUGAUGACGCGUACUACAAGCCUUGGCUUUGGUUUGUGCUGUCCAAGGGCAUUUGA